AUGGCUUCCUUUUCCAUUAAACUUCUCUUCUUUUCAUUCCCUUUCUUCUUCCUCUUCCUUUCCCUCACUCACUCUGCAACCAUCACUCUCCAAAACAACUGCACUCACACAAUCUGGCCCGGCAUUUUAUCCGGCGCCGGAACCGCCCCUCUCUCCACCACCGGUUUCCCCCUCCUCCCCGGCACUACUUCUCUCCUCUCUCUCCCCACCGCCUGGUCCGGCCGCAUUUGGGCCCGCACUUUCUGCUCCACCGAUUCCUCCGGCCACUUCUCCUGCGCCACUGCCGACUGCGGCUCUGGCCUUGUCGAAUGCAACGGCGCCUGCGCCACCCCACCCGCCACUCUCGCUGAGUUCACCCUCAACGGCGGUGGUGGCUUCGAUUUCUACGACGUCAGCCUCGUCGACGGCUACAACAUUGCGAUGCAAAUCGUGGCGGAAGGUGGAAAGUCAGGAAACUGUACGGCCACUGGUUGUAUUGCGGAUUUAAACGGGGAUUGCCCAGAGGAGCUGCAGGUGGUGAUGGGCGGCGGAGAGGAUGGUCGGAACCGGAGCGUGGCGUGCAAAAGCGCGUGUGUAGCGUUCGGGAAAGCGGAAUAUUGCUGCAGUGGGGCGUUUGCAAAUCCUAACACGUGUAAACCGAGUAAUUACUCGAAAUUCUUUAAGAACAAUUGCCCGUUGGCUUACAGUUACGCCUUCGACGACGGAACCAGCACCUUCACCUGUAUGUCGGCCAAUUAUGUCGUCACUUUUUGCCCCUCGCCGUUGGCCAGUUUCAAGGCUUCUAGCAAACCACAACCGCAAGCGGCGGACGUUUCAGGCAGCCGACGUCGAGCUGCACCGCCGUGUUUAGCUAUUCUCACCGCCGUUUGGGUGGCCGUUUGGCGGCUGCGGCAUCGGAAUAAUCUCUAA
Cucurbita pepo subsp. pepo (vegetable marrow) is the source of this 909-nucleotide messenger RNA. RefSeq names its product thaumatin-like protein 1b. The record is from RefSeq and is a predicted model, not a curated record. Lineage: Eukaryota; Viridiplantae; Streptophyta; Magnoliopsida; Cucurbitales; Cucurbitaceae.